Messenger RNA from Arctia plantaginis, 1596 nucleotides. NCBI's taxonomy places the organism in Eukaryota, Metazoa, Arthropoda, Insecta, Lepidoptera, Erebidae. The record is from the annotation of a GenBank genome assembly.
AUGUCUGUAAACAAAAUAAGCGGCGAUGAUGAUGUACCGAAUACGAUACCAUGUCCAAUUUGUAACAAGGAUUUUGACAAAAGUGCGAUCCAGGAACAUGCUAACAAGUGUUUAUUCCUAAAUACCUCUGAACAGAGUCAAUUCAAUCAAAAGCGACAUGAGUUGUUUAACAACGCUAAAAGAAGUAGUUCCCACUUAAAGAAUACUAAUUCAUUAGAAAAACGAACUCGAUUAAGUACAAGCCCCAGUUCAUCAAAAGCCAUACAGCCACAACCUGAAUCCACUUCAAAAGUCCUAUCUAAAGAUACUAAAAAUAUACCUUUAGCUGAACGGAUGCGGCCUAUUAGUUUACAAGAUAUUGUGGGACACACUGAAGCAUUUGGUUCUGGAUCAAUGUUAAGGUCAUUAUUAGAACAACGAAAAAUACCGAAUAUGAUAUUGUGGGGGCCUCCGGGAUGUGGAAAGACAUCAUUGGCGAAUGUGAUAUCUAACAUUUGUAAGGAACAAAACAACAUGCGGUUUGUUAAACUCUCUGCCACUAUGUCAGGUAUUAACGAUGUUAAGGAAGUGGUGAAAGUGGCCAAAAAUGAAGCUCAGUUUAAAAGACAGACUGUAUUGUUUAUGGAUGAAAUUCACAGAUUCAACAAACUUCAACAGGAUACGUUUUUGCCUCACGUCGAAAAUGGGACAAUAAUUCUUAUUGGAGCUACCACUGAGAACCCUUCAUUUAGUUUAAACAACGCAUUAUUGAGUCGCUGCAGAGUUGUGGUUAUGCAAAAAUUGAGUAUUGAUGAUGUGUUACAAAUUUUAAAGAAAGCUCUUACAAAAACUGGAAAAGCAGCGAUCAAAAACUUUAAGGGUGAUUUAGCGAAAGCCUCAAAAGAUGAUUUACCGAAGUGCCUUGUAGAAGAGGAAUCAUUGCAAUGGCUAGCUGAGGUGAGCGACGGAGAUGCCAGAAUUGCUUUAGGUGCAUUGGAGAUUGCACUUGAUGCCAGAGACCCUGGGACAGAAAUACAUGUUACAGGACCUGCUAUACUUACACUUGAAGAUAUAAAAAAUGGUAUUAAAAGAACCCAUAUGAUGUACGACCGGCAAGGUGAGGAGCAUUACAACACUAUAUCAGCGGUACAUAAAUCAAUUCGUGCUGGCGACGACAAUGCUGCAUUAUAUUGGACAACAAGGGCUUUACAAGGUGGCGAGGAUCCUUUGUACAUUGCACGACGUCUGGUGAGAGCGGCAUGCGAAGACAUAGGUCUGGCAGAACCUAACGCUAUAGUGGAAGCUGUUGCUUGUUUACAAGGUUGCCAACAGCUAGGUAUGCCUGAAUGUGACGUUUUACUUGUGCAGUGUGCCGUGAGAUUGGCAAGAGCACCGAAGAGCAGAGAAGUAUAUCGCGCCAUGAGACAGUGCCAGAAAUAUUUAGCACAAGCUAAGGGACCUCUUCCACCUGUGCCAUUACACUUGCGGAAUGCUCCCACAAAACUAAUGAAACAAUUAGGUUAUGCCAGUGGUUAUAACUUAUUACAUAAAGACGAGUCUGGAUUGGAAUAUAUGCCUGAAGGAAUGGAAGAUUGUAAUUUUUUUCAAGAUGUUUAA